AUGUCUAUUAAAACAAGUCAUCCACAAAUUAUUUUAUAUUGGAUGGAACUGAUUCUUGGUAUAAUCUGCAUUGCAUUAGCUGGUAAAGGUUAUAAUGAAUUAGGAUUACAAUAUUUAAUUGGAAUUGGAACAUUUUCAUCCAUUGGUAAUAUUGUAUUUUUAUUAUUGUAUGGGUUUGCUACAACAAGACCAUUGGAUGGUUGGUCUAUAAUUAAAUUAAUUGAAACAAUUUAUCAAUUUACUGUAACAUUACUUUAUUGUAUUGCAAUUGGUGUAACAUUUAAUCAAAUAGAUUAUUUACAAUAUUUUAUUGGACCAAUUACAAUAUUCACAUCAGCAAAUUUUGGUGCCUUUACAUUUGGUAGUAUGGUUGCAUUAACUGAAUUAAUAUGUAAACAUCCAGAUAUCAAUACUACUGAUAAUCCUACUACUAAUAAUAAUACUAUAAACACACCAGUUAAUACAAAUUUGAAUUCAACUCCCAUUCAACCAGUUAAUCAAGUGAAUCCAAAUAAAUAA
Molecule: messenger RNA, 519 nt
Organism: Schistosoma rodhaini
Lineage: Eukaryota; Metazoa; Platyhelminthes; Trematoda; Strigeidida; Schistosomatidae
Source: the annotation of a GenBank genome assembly